GUACAGGCGGGAGGCAGCGGCGCCGAUCAUCGAUUUCCCGCGGUGGGCGCGGGCAAUGAGUCGACGUGCAGAAAGCCAAUUCGUGCGGGACUGGCUGCUGCUGUUCGCGCUGUGGAACUAUGCUUUUCGUGUGCAGGUGAACUCGAGCCGCGGUUUGGUGGCGUACAUGCCGCGUGGGACGCCGAGUCUGUCGAGUGAAGAGCUGACGGAGGGUGCUGUCGCACUGUGCAAGGCCUUGCACGGGCAGUUCCGCGCAGGGCCGGACGCGCCGCUGCAGCCCGUGGCAGGCGACGUAGCAAAGCUACACAUGGUGCCGGAGCUUCCGCGAGCCGCGCGCGUCUUGCUGCAGAAUGUGCAACAUGUUUCAGCCAAGAUGCCUGGCACGGUCGAGGUGAGGAAACUCAUGCGACAUGAGACGCACGCGUACCGGGUCAUUUAUGGGGAACCGGUUUUUGUCACGAUCAGUCCAAACGAGCGCGACAACUUGCUCGGAGUGCGGCUUUUUCGCUGCCGACAGAACGAUCCUGUGACACGAGUGGACGCGGACGCGCUGCGGUGGGGCGGAGAACAGCAGCCUGUGCUGGGCACAGCCGUGACGGAGGCUACGGCCGGCUCGCUGCCUGCUUUCGAAGCCCGGCGUCACCUAGCAGCCGCGGACCCGCUGUCGGUGGUGGAGGCAUUUCAUUCGCAACUGCGGCUAUGCCUGCGACACUUAUUUGGCAUAAGCAUCUGCAAGAAGUGCCCGCGGUGCAGCUGCAUGUCCGAGGACGGCAGUGUCGCGUCGCUGCGCUUAGGGAUUUUCGGGCGAGUCGCAGCGGUGUAUGCGGCGCUCGAGCACCAAAAAGCUGGCGGCUUGCAUGCGCACAUGCAAGUUUUCGUGGAGAACUUGCACCAAGUGACACCCCUGCACGACAUCUGGCAGCGCCUGCAGAUAGUGCAGCGAUAUCUGGCGUUCAAGGCACACGUGUGCAAAGAAACGUACGAUGACCCGGCCCUGCAGCAGCAACGCGGUGAGGAGGUCGAGGCAGCGUGGCCGGAACAUGCGCAGAACGUGGCGCUCGUGUCCAUGCCAGCGUAUUUGCUGGAUGUCGACGCAUGCGAAAUCUGCAGCGAGGCGGUGGUGCUCUGUCCCGGCUUGGCUCGGGCAUUCAAUCUGCCGUGCCAAGGCCGUAGAAAUUUGGUAGGCGCUCUCGUGGGGCCGCGCAACAAUGAAUGGGUGAACGGCACCCAUUCGGCACUGACCGCAGCGCUGCGGGCGAACACGGACGUCCAGCUUCCGUAUCGACUUCCGCCCUGCAAAGAGACGCACAGUCGCGUGUGCGAGGAAGGCGGGUGCCUUGACGAGGUGGAUCUGGAGAGCGUGAUAACCGCAGCACAGCACGCGCAAAACGCGCAAUGCGGGUAUGCUGGGGACUACGGCAGCAAGCGGCAGGUGGUGGCGCUGCACGAGGUGAACGAGUGGAUGCGAGGCCAGAGAGCGCUGGGUCGAGAGCUGGCAGGAAAGGGUCGCAGCUAUCAGGGUGUCCGGCACCUACGGCGGUUCAUGUCGGACGCCUAUGGGCGGGGCAUCGUGCGCAGCGCGCCGGAAGUCGUGAACUUGCUGACGCGACAAGACAGGAAUGCAAACAGCACCGACGGAGAGCUUUCCCGGACGAGUCUUCGUGGACUGCGUCGAAGGGUCGGCGCAGGAGGAACCGGCGGAGCGGCCGCAAAGGCAGUACCUACAAGUGGACUGGCGAUCUCGGCGACACCGCUCGCUGACGUGCGGCGCAUGGACAUCUUGUACGGGUGUCGCGGAACGCGCUGGAACAUGGGACACCUGUCUGCAUUUGAGUGGGUGCGCUACUGGAAAGUGGAGCUGGCUCGCCACCGCGCGCCGGCGGAAGACGCCGCGAAGGAGCGACCGGUGGCGCACGCAGAUCUCACGGCCAGCGGGCGUGCGAAGUUAGAGGGCCUGGAAGCAGGCCUAGUAAAGCCAACCGUGCGGCGUGCUCGUUUCCUGCCACCUCAGGAGGUCGAUGAGCACGGGCAGCUGCUCGUCGCAGUUUCUGAGAGCGUUGCAGGGAACAUGUGA
Effrenium voratum is the source of this 2074-nucleotide messenger RNA. The record is from the annotation of a GenBank genome assembly. Lineage: Eukaryota; Dinophyceae; Suessiales; Symbiodiniaceae.